AUGAAUAUCCAGUCGCAGCUUGGUGAAGAUGUUCAUAACACAACGUUGUCCGAGUCCACCAUUUGUUUCCCAGCUCCCAGCCAUAAAUUGCCCCAACUCAAAUUGCCCACAUUUAGUGUGAUGGAAAAAGUGGAUGAAGAUACCAGAAGAAAGUGGAAAGAUUCCUUGGACUUUACCAGAUUGCCAACAUGGGAUGAUUGCUUCAAGGUCCUUGAAAGGCGUUGUCAAUUUUUGGAAUCGGUUGAUACCAACCAUACUUUUGUGGCCCCUCGUAAGCCUGAUCAUCAAUCUGGUAAGUCCAAAUCUAAAAAUUCAAAACCUGGCUAUACUUUUUCGGUAUCAAAACGCUCUUGUGUGCUUUGCUCCAAAUCUGACCACUCAAUUAGUCGUUGUUCUCGGUUCAAAGAUAUGGAUGUUAGUCAAAGGUAUGAAAAUGCAAAACGUCUAAGCCUUUGUCUAAAUUGUUUGUCCAAAGGGCAUCAAUUUGCUCAUCGGUCUCAGCCAGCUUCUCGGCCCUCGUCCCCUGCUGCUGAACCUACUACUUCUCAUGUUGCCUUGAAUGAAUCUUCUGCCUCGGUCCAUACCCAUAUGGAAAAAUCCUCGCCGGAACAGGUGCUGCUUGCUACUGCCAUGGUUCUAGUUCGUGACUCCACUGGUCGCUAUCAAUUGGGACGCGCUUUGUUAGAUUCUUGCUGUCAAUUGAAUUUCAUAACCGAUGAAUUUUCCCAAAAAUUACAUUUGUCUCGUACCAAACAAACUACUGAAGUCUCUAGCAUUGGUAACACUCUUAGCAAAUCUAAAUAUAGGUCGUCCACAAAUGUAAAAUCUCGAGUCACAGAUUUUGAAGUUUCCCUCUCAUUUUGUGUCACACCUCAUAUUUCAUAUCAACCUGAUAAUGAAUUAGAUGUCUCAUCCUGGAAUUUGCCCCCAAAUACUGAACUUGCGGAUGAAAACUUCUUCAAAUCAAAACGAAUUGAUUUACUUAUUGGUACUGAAACGUUUUUCGACAUUUUAGCAGUUGGUCAAAUAAAACUUGGCCCUAAUUUGCCUAAAUUACACAAAACACUUUUCGGAUGGAUUGUAGCAGGUCGUUAUGUAUCAAAACAACCCAAUAUUUGUGGCUCUUCUUCGCUUGUGGGAAUCGAUGAAGUUCAAUCUGGCUCAAAUGAUUUGACACCAGAACAAUCUGAAUGUGAAACAUUUUUCAAUGAUACUGUUCAUCGUGAAUCUUCUGGUAGGAUUGUUGUUAAAUUGCCCUUCAAGGAAUCUCCUGACGCUUUAGGUCUUUCUCGAAAUAUGGCUCUUAAAAGAUUUGUAUCUCAAGAGAGACGAUUUGCUCGUGACAGCAAUCUUAAAUCACAAUAUGUUGCUUUUAUGAAGGAGUAUGAAGAUUUUGGACAUAUGAGUCUAGUUCGUAGCCCUCGUCUACACGAGCCUCAUUAUUUCAUCCCUCACCAUUGCGUUUUCAAACCAAGUAGCACUUCCACAAAGUUAAGAGUUGUUUUCGAUGCCUCGUGUCCAUCAUCGUCCCAGAAGUCUCUCAAUGAUCUUCUUAUGGUUGGCCCAACAAUUCAAGAUGAGCUGGCACCACAUUUUGGCGGAUUGUGGGAGGCGGCCGUCAAAUCGGCCAAAGGUCCACUUAACCAGAACCCUGGACAACACAAGGCUCACCUACGAAGAACUCGCAACGGCUAUGAUUGA
Molecule: messenger RNA, 1701 nt
Organism: Lucilia sericata (common green bottle fly)
Lineage: Eukaryota; Metazoa; Arthropoda; Insecta; Diptera; Calliphoridae
Exons: 5
Coding region: 1-1701 (566 amino acids)
Source: RefSeq, a predicted model, not a curated record